This is a messenger RNA of Otolemur garnettii (small-eared galago), 8645 nucleotides long. It is a transcript of the gene SETX, whose product is annotated as senataxin. Gene Ontology annotation, biological process: termination of RNA polymerase II transcription. Lineage: Eukaryota; Metazoa; Chordata; Mammalia; Primates; Galagidae. Gene Ontology annotation, cellular component: nuclear body. The record is from RefSeq and is a predicted model, not a curated record. Bases 215 to 8296 code for a protein of 2693 amino acids. Gene Ontology annotation, molecular function: transcription termination site sequence-specific DNA binding; helicase activity. The transcript is spliced from 27 exons.
CUGCAGGGCCGAGGCAUGGAGGUGGGCUAGGAGUUGUCGCGAGGUUAAGCAGGAAAUGUUCUUUUGGGGCCAAAGUCUGGGGAUAUAUGAGGACAAAUUCUCACUCAUUCGCAAAUAAAGCCCAGCAAACUCGACUGAGACAAUAACUUUUCUAUAGGCCAUUUACCCAGGUAAUUACUUUUGGAAACGGGAGUUCAGACCGCCAAGGUGCAGAAUGAGCACGUGUUGUUGGUGUACACCAGGUGGUCUUUCCACCGUUGACUUCCUAAAGUGCUAUGCAUCUAAGAUCCAAUCCAGUGAAUUUCAGACAGCUGAUGAAGACCUCUGCUACUGCUUAGAAUGUGUGGCUGAAUACCACAAAGCAAGAGAUGAAUUACCAUACUUGCAUGAGGUUUUAUGGGAAUUGGAAACCUCACGUCUGGUAAAUCACUUUGAAAAAUCCAUGAAGGCAGAAAUUGGCGAUGAUGAUGAAUUAUAUAUAGUAGACAAUAAUGGAGAGGCACAGUUGUUUGACUUUACUGGCCAAGACUUUGAAAAUAAGCUUCGAGUUCCUCUUCUUGAAAUACUCAAAUAUCCAUACCUGCUUCUACAUGAACGUGUUAAUGAAUUAUGUGUUGAAGCACUUUGUCGGAUGGAACAGGCCAAUUGCUCCUUUCAGGUUUUUGACAAACAUCCAGGGAUCUAUUUGUUUUUGGUCCAUCCCAAUGAAAUGGUUCGGCGCUGGGCUAUCCUGACUGCAAGAAACUUGGGGAAAGUGGACAGAGAUGAUUAUUAUGACUUACAGGAUGUUUUAACUUGCCUUUUUAAAGUCAUUGAGUUAGGGCUUUUGGAAAGUCCAGAUAUUUAUACUACUUCUGUCCUUGAGAAGGGUAAACUGAUUCUUCUGCCCUCGCACAUGUAUGAUACUACCAACUACAAAAACUACUGGUUAGGUAUUUGCAUGCUGCUGACUAUUCUUGAGGAGCAAGCCAUGGAUUCUCUGUUGCUGGGCUCAGACAAACAAAAUAAUUUUAUGCAGUCAAUACUUCACACUAUGGAGAGACAAUCAGACGAUGAUAGUGUGGAUCCUUUUUGGCCAGCAUUACACUGUUUCAUGGUGAUUCUGGAUCGCCUGGGAUCUAAGGUCUGGGGUCAACGUAUUGACCCUAUUGAGGCAUUGCAAACCAUUAUCAACAAUGGAAGCUACAAUAGAGAGAUCCAGAACAUCCGAAAUAGCUCUGUGAGGACCAAGUUGGAACCGGAAUCACAUUUGGAUGAUAUGGUGACUUGCAGUCAGAUUGUAUACAAUUAUAAUCCUGAAAAGACCAAAAAGGAUUCUGGAUGGAGAUCUGCCAUUUGCCCAGAUUAUUGUCCUAACAUGUAUGAAGAAAUGGAAACAUUAGCCAAUGUACUUCAGUCAGAUAUCGGUCAAGACAUGCGUGUUCAUAACAGCACAUUUCUGUGGUUCAUACCUUUUGUUCAGUCUCUCAUGGAUCUUAAAGAUUUGGGUGUUGCUUACAUAGCAGAGGUUAUUCAUCAUCUGCACUCCGAAGUCAAAGAUGUUCUCAACCAAGCAGAUGCUGUGUGUGACAAAGUCACUGAAUUUUUUCUUCUAAUUUUGGUAUCAGUGAUUGAACUGCACAGAAAUAAAAAAUGUUUGCAUUUGCUAUGGAGUAGUUCCCAGCAGUGGGUGGAAGUAGUUGUGAAAUGUUCCAAACUUCCUACCACUGCAUUUGCACGGAGUUCUGAGAAGUCAUCUGGAAAUUGCUCCAAAGGAACGGCAAUCAUAUCAUCACUGUCACUGCAUUCAAUGCCGUCUAACUCUGUACAGCUUGCUUGUGUGCAGCUGAUUAGAAGUCUCCUUAAAGAAGGUUAUCAGCUUGGACAGCAAACUAUUUGUAAACGAUUUUGGGAUAAGCUUAACUUAUUCCUUCGGGGAAAUUUAUCUCUAGGUUGGCAGUUGACUAGUCAGGAGACCCAUGAAUUACAAGCUUGUUUAAAACAAAUUAUUAGAAACAUAAAAUCAAAAGUACCUCCAUGUAGCACUUUGGUGGAUCUGACUCUGGCAGGUAAAACCCCUCCUGCAUCUUACAAUAAAGAAGAAAGUGAAGAAAUAGGGAAGAAGUCUAUAAAAGAUAUUCAUUGUGUGGAAAAUUCCAGCCCAACAUUUUCUAAAGAACCAAUGAAAGGUGAUAUAUAUCAAGUGCCAGAGAGUACACUGAUCAAAGCAAGUAACACUAUGGAAGAAGAGGAUGAUGAGGAUAAUUAUAUUAUAAAGGAUUUGAAACUAGAAGACCAUCUCUCAGCUGAGUCAUGUUUAAAGCAGAGUAGUAUAAGCCUUCAUACUGAAAAAGCUAAAGCUCGAGUUAAAAUAAGUAGAGGGAAGCGGAAGUCUGUAAAAGAGAAUUCCUCGUAUAUACCACAGAAUUGUACUUCAAGAAAUGACCCAAAAAAGGGAAGUGACAGAGGAAUAAUAAUACCAACACAUUUGUUGACUGAUUCUAGUGCUGAAUCUCUGGAGAAAGUGUCUACAUCAAAUGAGGAUUUCUCUUUAAAGGAUGAUACUCUUGGUAAAACCUCAAAACCAAAAACUAAGGCACAGAAAGAUGAAAUCUGUGCAAAAUUAUCACAUGUAAUAAAGAAGCAACACAGGAAAAGUACUUUGGUCGGUAAUGCUAUCAGUUUAGAGGAAAACCUAACUGCAUCUAACACUGAGAGUUUCUAUGUAAGGAAGGAUACAGGAGUUCAGAAAGGGGACAGCUUUAUACACAACCUGUCUGUAGAUCCUAAUGGUAUUCUGGAUGAUAAUAAAAAUGGAGAACAAAAUUCUGUAAACAGUUUAUUACCAAAAAAGAAACAAUUAAAGAAUGAAGAGUUGGGUAUUUUCUCUUUAAAUGAAAACAGUUUUAAAAUACAGAAAUGUCAUCUUGAUGAUAAAGAUUUGGUCUCAUUUAUAGAAAUGACCGAUAAUUUAGUGAAGAAAAUGUCUCCCUUUAACGAUCCAGUGACUGUACUUGAAUCAAGAGAUAAGGAAAGGAGUAAGAGUAUUGAUCUGAUUUCUUCUAACCUGACAGGGGAACAAGCACCUGACAUCAGUGCUAAAUCUGAUAUCUUAACGGAUUCUCAGGUAGACAGAGACCUCCACAAAUUAUCUUUAAUAGCUCAAGCCAGUGUUAUUAAGUUUCCAUCAGAUUCAACUCAAAAAAGCCCAUCCCAGCUCCAAAGAAAAGUAAAAGAUGAUAAAAGAUGUUUCACAGCUAACCAGAAUAAUGUUGGAGACACCUGCCAUGGACAGGUUAUUAUUAUUUCGGAUUCUGAUGAUGAUGAUGAUGAAAGAAUUCUGGGUCUUGAGAAACACAUUAAACAGGACAAAAUAUGCAUUAAGAAAGAAUAUCCGGAGCAGUGUGUUUCAAUAGUUAAUAGUAAUGUGGAAAAGAAGCUAAUAAAGGAGGAACAAACAAAGUCUUUGGAUUUUGAGGAAUCUGAUUCUCAGUCUUUUGAGUUUGAAAGUUCAUCUGAAAUGUUUUCUGUUUGGCAAGAUCAUAAAUUAAACAAGAAGAAUUCAGUUCAGGAGGAAGAAAAAAAGUCAUGUUUGACUGAUUUGUCUGAUAUCACAAACGAUUGGGGCUAUGAUACGGAUUAUGUACCUGAAGAAGUUACUAAAAAAGUAGAGCGCAUUAAAGGACACAAAGAACCACAGAGAGGUAGUAUUUCUGUUGAGAAAAUUUGUGAAAUUGAAGUAAAAAAACCUAAGAGAAAACGAUCUGAAAAACCAACGGCUGAAGAUCCUCUAAGGCCUUCGUCUUCUGUCAGAAAUGAAGACCAGUCUCAUACUCCUAUUGAGAGAGAGAUUCCUGAAAAUGAUUUCAAAAAAAGUGUAGACACAAAGCCUACAACUCCCAGUUCAAAUAUUCAGAGAGCCACUACGGUUACACCAAAGAAGUCUUCUCCAAAGCCUCAUCAUUCAGAACCCGUUAGGAGAGGUCCACUUUCUAAAACCUCCAAGAGAGCAGCACAUUCAGAUGCCAAAAAAGGACAGAGUAAAAAUUUAAAUUACUUAAGUUGUAGGACAACUCCUGCAAUAGUGCCACCAAAGAAAUUUCGCCCCUGUCCUGAGCCAGCCUCAACAGUUGAGAAACUUGGUCUGAAAAAGGCUCCUCGUAAGGCAUUUGAGUUGUCUCAGCGAUCUUUAGAGUAUUUAGUUCAGUUACGUGAUCAUGGCAAAAGUGUUGGAGUAAUUGAUACCAGAAAAAAGACUAAAUUAAUUUCUCCUCAGACUCUAACUGUCAAAAAUAACAAGAAACUCUUAACCAGUCAAGAUCUGCAGUUGCAAAGGCAGAUGAGAUCCAAGUCCAAAAAAAAUAGACGAGGGGGUUUUGAUUGUGAAAGUACAGAUACUACAAGAGCAGGGCCACAGACAGCACAGACUUCUGACAAGCUUGUACCAGAAUCUGAUAGGUCAGAUUAUACAGGAAGAACGGAGGUACUUGCCAACAAUAAUAGAAAACAGUUAGUAAAAUGCAUGUCUUCUGAACCAGAAACUGUAAAAGCAAACUCUGUAUUUCAGGCAACUGAUGCUUGUCUUUUGAACCAGUGUGAUUCUACAGUGUUAAACGGAAGAAUACCAACAAAUGAAAUACUCGUCUCUCCUUCAGAGGACGCUUUAGGUGGAGGAGGUCUACCAGUACAUCAUACAAAGGUGGCAAAUUUGAAAGUGGCAGAACCUGAAUCUGACAGUGAUACAGAGGCAGAUAAUUUAUUUUUAACACAAAAUGAUCCUGAAGAUAUGGAUUUGUGUUCACAAGUAGAGAAUAAUAAAGUCAUUGAACUAGUUUUUGGAAAGAAUACAGUUGAGGUGGAAGAAGGUUCUGUAAGUCGGCCUCAGUUGGAAUCUUUGAGUGGCACAAAGUGUAAGUACAAAGAUUGUGUUGAAACCGCAAAAAACCAGGGCGUAUACUGCUCAAAACACUGUGAAGCUAAAGCAGCAGAUGAAGAUGUAUUUCGUAAACCUGCCUUGCCCCUUUCUGCAUCCAAACCUUUAAGACCUUCCACUGCUAAGAUUUUUAGCUCAAGUAGUACUUCGCGAAUUGCUAAUCUGUCUAAGACUUUGGAAAGUACUUCAGCACUAAAAAAUAAGCCAAAUGGGGUGCAGUCUAUUUUGAAAGUACCACAGCCAGCUCCUCUAAUAUCUCUGAAGCCAAUGGGAGAAAUGAAGAUUCCAUGCAAUAUUCUUCAUUCUCAGACUCCAAAUAAUUCUAGCAGGCCAGGUUAUAAACUUCCUUUUAGUGAGAACAAAUCUUUUCCAACUUCCUCUCCAGUAAACAUUCUGUUGUCAUCACAGUCUAUCUCUGAUACCUUUGUUAAAGAGGUCUUAAAAUGGAAGUAUGAAAUGUUUUUGAACUUUGAUCAGUGUGGGCCCCCUGCAAGUCUUUGUCAGUCCAUCUCAAGACCUGUGCCUGUCAGAUUUCAAGAUUGUGGAGAUUAUUUUAAUGUCUUUUUCCCUUUGAUGGUACUGAAUACUUUUGAAACAGUGGCACAGGAAUGGCUCAGCUCCCCCAAUAAAGAGAUUUUCUAUCGGUUGAAUUUACGAAAAUUUCCUGCUGAUUAUAAAAAAUGCUGGGAAUUUGUAGUUUACCUGGAGGAAGGUGAUCUGGCUAAACAGCUUCAUCCAAAGGAAAAUGAUUUGGUGUUUUUGGUUCCUGAGAGACAAAAUGGAGAGAAAAAAGAUACAGUGAGAAAUUGCACAAAGGAUCUCUAUGAAUAUCAUUGUGGUUAUGUUCACAAGUUUCGGCGUACUUCAGUCAUGCGUAAUGGGAAAUCUGAGUGUUGCCUUUCCAUCCAGACUCAAGAUAACUUGCCAGCCAAUUUAAAUGAAUUUGUGACGUGUAUUGUAAUCAGUUCUCUGGUAACUACACAAAGGAAAUUGAAAGCCAUGUCUCUGUUAAGUGGUCGGAACCAACUGGCUAGAGCUGUUCUAAAUCCAAACCCCAUGGACUUCUGUACAAAAGAUUUACUAACUACAACAUCUGAAAGAAUUAUUGCCUACUUAAGAGAUUUUAACGAAGACCAAAAGAAAGCAAUAGAAACUGCAUAUGCCAUGGUGAAACACUCACCAUCAGUUGCCAAAAUCUGCCUGAUUCAUGGUCCACCUGGAACAGGAAAAUCAAAAACUAUUGUUGGCCUCCUAUACCGCUUGCUAACAGAGAACCAGAGACGGGGGCAUUCAGAUGAAAACUCCAAUGCCAAAAUCAAACAGAACCGUGUCCUCGUGUGUGCACCUUCCAACGCAGCUGUUGAUGAACUAAUGAAAAAAAUUAUCCUUGAAUUCAAAGAAAAGUGUAAAGACAAGAAGAAUCCUUUGGGAAACUGUGGAGAUAUAAAUUUAGUACGACUGGGUCCAGAAAAGUCUAUUAAUAAUGAAGUUCUAAAAUUUAGUUUGGACAGCCAAGUUAACCACAGAAUGAAAAAAGAUUUACCUUCUCAUGUUCAAGAGAUGCAUAGAAGAAAGGAGUUUCUAGAUCAUCAGCUAGAUGAGCUUUCUCGGCAGCGAGCUUUAUGCCGAGGUGGACGGGAAAUACAGAGGCAAGAAUUAGAUGAAAAAAUUGCCAAAGUUUCAAAAGAAAGGCAAGAACUUGCUUCUAAAAUUAAGGAGGUUCAAGGACGCCCACAGAAAACACAGAGUAUCAUCAUCUUAGAAUCUCAUGUCAUCUGCUGCACAUUGAGCACAAGUGGUGGUUUACUGCUAGAGUCUGCUUUUCGCGGGCAAGGGGGUGUUCCCUUCAGUUGUGUCAUUGUUGAUGAGGCUGGGCAAUCUUGUGAAGUUGAGACUCUGACUCCGCUAAUCCAUCGCUGCAACAAGCUGAUCCUAGUAGGAGACCCUAAACAGCUCCCCCCCACAGUCAUUUCGAUGAAAGCACAGGAGUGUGGCUAUGACCAGUCGAUGAUGAAAGCACAGGAGUAUGGCUAUGACCAGUCGAUGAUGGCUCGCUUCUACAAACUGCUGGAAGAGAAUGUAGAACACAAUAUGAUUGGCAGGCUACCUGUUUUACAGCUUACUGUUCAGUACAGGAUGCAUCCAGACAUAUGUCUCUUCCCAUCUAGUUAUGUUUAUAACAGAAACUUGAAAACAAAUAGACAGACAGAAGCCAUUCGGUGUUCAGCAGACUGGCCGUUUCAACCUUACCUGGUAUUUGAUGUUGGAGAUGGAUCAGAAAGACGGGAUAAUGACUCCUACAUAAAUGUUCAAGAAAUUAAACUGGUGAUGGAAAUAAUUAAGCUUAUUAAAGAGAAAAGAAAGGAUGUUACUUUUCGAAACAUUGGCAUAAUAACCCAUUAUAAGGCCCAGAAGACAAUGAUUCAGAAGGAUUUGGACAAAGAGUUUGAUAGAAAAGGACCGGCAGAAGUAGACACCGUGGAUGCUUUCCAGGGUCGCCAGAAGGACUGUGUUAUCGUCACGUGUGUUAGAGCAAAUGCCAUGCAAGGUUCCAUUGGAUUCCUGGCAAGUUUGCAGAGAUUGAAUGUCACCAUUACACGAGCCAAGUACAGCCUUUUCAUCCUUGGACAUUUAAGGACCCUAAUGGAAAAUCAGCAUUGGAAUUACUUGAUUCAGGAUGCUCAGAAGCGUGGUGCCAUUAUUAAGACCUGUGACAAAAACUAUAGACAUGAUGCAAUGAAGAUUCUGAAACUCAAACCUGUACUACAGAGAAGUCUGACUCACCCCCCCACCAUAGUUCCAGAGGUGUCCAGACCCCAGGGCGGCUUGCCCAGCAACAAGCUAGACAGCGGAUUUGCCAGAACAUCUUAUGCUGCUUCUCUGUACCACACACCCCCUGACGGUAGUGAAUCUACUGUUACUUCAAAGGAUCUUGAAAGGUCACCUGUUCAGGAGCUCCGAGAUCCACGACUGCUUAGGAGGAUGAAUGCCGAAGCCAAAGGAAAAUUCAUCAGGAGUCCACAACCCUCGAGCCCCCAGCAUCCUGGAGCAACACCUCCUGCGGAAGAGCCAGGCUUCCCGAUCACUCACCAGGAUCUGGAAUGUGGUGUGCAGCAGUCCACUUCUAAAGCAGCCACUGUGAGCAACCACAAACCUCGUGUGCAGUGUGAAUCUCCAGCUGCCAGUACUGAUGCUGCGAAUAAUAAGAGAAAAUACAGUGACCUGGAAGAGGGGCUCAGUCACAGGAGAGAGACCAGGGCUCCCAGUGAAGGGGAGCAGGAGAAGCAGGGUUCUGUGACUGAUCACACCAAGAGGAACUCUAGCUGGGAUAGGAGGAGACAGGAGAAUGAGGACAGCAAUUCUAAGAAAAGAAAACAUACGUAGUAAAGCCAAAUGACACAGACCGUCAGCCACAAGCAUCAUUGUAAACUUAGGAGGGCCAGCUGAUGGGACAUCUAGAUAAGAUUAUUUUUUCCUUUAAGGAGUUUGUGUGCUGUUGGAAAACAUGGAAAAUGCCUCCUAGCGCCUGAGCCUAUGGUCAUCUUCAGGACUUAAGUCAGAUGCAAAAGCUUUCAGAGGGCACUUGUGUGUCAGUAAUAAUGUCCUUGAAGCUAGAAACUCGAAAUGUUGAUUUCUUGUUCUUCUGUAGACAAGGAGGUCAGACUGGAGUGAAUGUUAUAAAAGUUCAAGUGUAUAUUUGUAUAGCAAAUAACAAAAUCCUUUUAAAAUUUAA